This is a messenger RNA of Cricetulus griseus (Chinese hamster), 678 nucleotides long. NCBI's taxonomy places the organism in Eukaryota, Metazoa, Chordata, Mammalia, Rodentia, Cricetidae. The record is from RefSeq and is a predicted model, not a curated record.
AUGAAGCUUGCUUUUACUUUACCAAGAUCUGCAGGGAUGUACAUGUUGCUGCUAGUGUCAACUCUUCUACUUUGGGAGCAUGUGGCCUCCAAACCAAGUGGCCUUGUGUCCAUUGAAGCUCUGUAUAAUCGUGUGGUGGAACACUCUCAUACCUCAUAUGUCCUGGCUGCAGAUAUAUAUCGUGAAUUUGAUUUAAACUUUUUCAAGAGAAGCUGGUUUACAGACAGAACACUCAGCCUAUGCCACACAGCUUCCAUCUAUACUCCAGAGACUCGUCAGGAAGUCCAUGACACAAAAACUGAAGACCUUCUGAAAGCAAUCGUCAAUAUUACUCAUUCCUGGGAAGAACCACUGAAACACCUGUUGUCUGCAGUGCCUACUCUCCCAGGAGCUUCUGAUAAUAUGCUGAAAUCAGCCAAUGCUGUGAAAGAAAAAAAUCAUAUACUUCUGGAAGGAAUUGAGGCCAUCCUCAACAAGACCCAGGUUGAAGUUGAAGAUGACACAUACCCUGAUUGGUCUGGACUGUCAGAUUUGCAGUCAUCUGAUGAAGAGACUCGUCUUUUUGAAUUUUUUAACCUGUGCCGUUGCCUGAGAAGGGAUACACACAAGGUUGACACUUUUCUCAAGGUCUUGAGGUGCAGAGUUGUCUAUAAUAAUGAGUGUAUGUAUUAUCAAUGA